CCUUGAACCGUAAUCACGACAAUGAUGAAACCUAGACGAAUCGUAAUUCGGGGGAACUACCAUCCAUUCCUCUUCACUCUUAUGGCCCUCAUCGCCGCGGCUGAACUGGGCCUCACUGCAUUUCUUUUCACUGCCGGCAAUGAUAUCUCGACCUGGGCUACACCGGGCUAUCAUUCUCUGUUGAUUGUGUUAUGCUUCGAGGCUGCUUGGACGUUGGUGUUUUCUACGGCGUAUAUGAUAUGGGUGGUGGAUGGCGCAGUACACCUGCUUGCGAAUGUGGCAUCCUCAGUGUUUUGGCUGCUGCUUACGUCAAUUCUUUGGGGCACGGGAGCGGGCCUCAUACACAGCUCACGGAGCGGCGGGAGUUGCCUUGGAGGUACCUCCACAUUGCGGUUGGUCCCCUAUCGCACUCCUUCCCAUCCUUCACACGAACUAAGGGCUCUGGCUGGGAGUAGAUGUCGCCAAACGCUCACGGUCGAAGCAUUAGGUUGGACAGAGUUCGGUCUCUGUUGUGCGACUCUGGUCGUCACAGUUUUGUGGAUGAAGAGUGGGAAGAAGCUCUAUAUUCGAGAUUCUCGGACUCUCGUCUAGUCUGCGCCAUGUAUCCAUACCUGCUUCACUAUAUUGCUGCACUAUCCCCAGUCUUACCUAUGCCUAACACAUUUAUUGUGAUAUUUGAACGUUAAUUAAAAUGGACAACUAUUG
Molecule: messenger RNA, 705 nt
Organism: Somion occarium
Lineage: Eukaryota; Fungi; Basidiomycota; Agaricomycetes; Polyporales; Cerrenaceae
Source: the annotation of a GenBank genome assembly